AUGAUACAGGAGGACAAAUCUCAAUCCAAAAUCCUUGGUAGAAGCCUAAAUUCAUCACGGAGUGCAGUAUACUAUCAAGACACGGUGACAGUAAUGAUGAAAGGACAUGAAAGGGAACUGACGAAGAUCCUAACGAUCUUCACGACAAUUGAUCUUUCAAACAACUGUUUUCAGGGUGAUAUUCCAGAAUCUAUAGGGAUUCUUAAGUGGCUCCGUCUGCUCAAUUUAUCAGGCAACGGUUUCACAGGUCAAAUUCGAACAUCACUUGAGAACCUAAGGGAGCUCGAGUCGUUGGAUCUCUCACGGAACAAUAUCUCAGGGGAGAUUCCUUGGCAGCUGACAAAGUUAACGUUUCUCUCCACGUUGAACCUUUCACAAAACCAGCUCGUGGGAAGCAUACCACAAAUUAAACAGUUUUCCACAUUCACAAAUAAAUCCUUCGAAGGAAAUUUGAGAUUAUGUGGACCUCCGCUAUCGAGAAAAUGCAUUUCAACACCAUCAGUAAUGCUGACCUUUGAAGAAACAGCUUCAGAACUGGAUUGGAAAUUCAUGUGGAUCGGAUUUGGAGUUGGAUAUGGAGUAGGAAUGGGAGUUUUUUGCUGGACCCUGACAUUAUGGAUCGAGAAGUGUGGUUCCUCGGGAGGUGAAGGGGCUGCUGACUCUGGAUAA
Messenger RNA from Magnolia sinica, 669 nucleotides. RefSeq names its product putative receptor like protein 25. The transcript has 2 exons. Bases 1 to 669 code for a protein of 222 amino acids. The record is from RefSeq and is a predicted model, not a curated record. Gene Ontology annotation, molecular function: protein binding. NCBI's taxonomy places the organism in Eukaryota, Viridiplantae, Streptophyta, Magnoliopsida, Magnoliales, Magnoliaceae.